Molecule: messenger RNA, 1375 nt
Organism: Hipposideros armiger (great roundleaf bat)
Lineage: Eukaryota; Metazoa; Chordata; Mammalia; Chiroptera; Hipposideridae
Gene: MAPK6
Product: mitogen-activated protein kinase 6
Exons: 2
Biological process (GO): protein phosphorylation
Molecular function (GO): MAP kinase activity; ATP binding
Source: RefSeq, a predicted model, not a curated record
GGCGUGGCUCCAGGAGGCCGCGCCCCCUCUCCCUCGCCCUCUCUCGCGGGUCGGGGUUACAUGGCGGCGACUGCGGCAAAGCGAGAGCCUCGGAGACGCCGCUGCCGCCAGCACAGCCGGAGACCUGAGCCGACACUGGGGGCUGCCCGCGGGUCCCGCACUCCCUCGAUGACUCGGAGAAGUACCGUUGUAUCGGAGUAAGAUGGACGGUAGCUUUGAUUGUGAUUGUGGUGAGCUGGAACCACCUGAUCACUAACAAAAGACAUCUUCUGUUAACUAACAGCUGCCAAGGCUUCCUGUUGAAAAAUACAGCAACAAAGGAAGAAAAGAAGCAAAACGGAAAUAGUGCUUACCAGCACCUUAGAACGAUGCUGCUCAGGACCAGUCCAACACUGAAUGUAUCUGCACUGUGAGGAGAAUGUUCAUAGAAGCCUGUUGUGUGCAUAUUUAUUCACAUUUUUGUUAAAUGUUAAAUCGUUUAGCACAGUAAAUCUGAGUGCAUAGUAUGUCAUUUCAUUCCGUUUGAGUUUCUUGAGUGUUUUCUUUAAGUGUCUGCAGAGUUGCUGCCCCUUUCUUGAACUAUGAGUACUGCAAUCUUUUUAAUUCUCAAUAUGAGGAGAGCUUUUUGAGCUUUAAGUAAAUCUAAAGGGGAACUCAACAGGCCUGGUUGGCAUAUGCAAUGAACAUCAAGAAACCAUCUUGCUGUGGAAGCAAAAUUAUUUUUCUUCUCCCUUUUUGAAAGAUCUUUCCUUUUGAUGCCAGUUUUCUUCCUUGUUUACACAAGUUCAACAAUUCGAAAGGAAAAGGCAAUAGUAAAGGUUUCAAAAUGGCAGAGAAAUUUGAAAGUCUCAUGAACAUUCAUGGUUUUGAUCUGGGCUCUAGGUAUAUGGACUUAAAACCAUUAGGUUGUGGAGGCAAUGGCUUGGUUUUUUCUGCUGUAGACAAUGACUGUGACAAAAGAGUAGCCAUCAAGAAAAUUGUCCUUACUGAUCCCCAGAGUGUCAAACAUGCUCUACGUGAAAUCAAAAUUAUUAGAAGACUUGACCAUGAUAACAUUGUGAAAGUGUUUGAAAUUCUUGGUCCUAGUGGAAGCCAGUUAACAGACGAUGUGGUCUCUCUUACUGAACUGAACAGUGUUUACAUUGUUCAGGAGUACAUGGAGACAGACUUGGCUCAUGUGCUGGAGCAGGGCCCUUUAUUGGAAGAGCAUGCCCGGCUUUUCAUGUAUCAGCUGCUACGUGGGCUCAAAUACAUUCACUCUGCAAACGUACUGCACAGAGAUCUCAAACCAGCUAAUCUUUUCAUUAAUACUGAAGACUUGGUGCUGAAGAUAGGUGACUUUGGUCUUGCGCGGAUCAUGGAUCCCCAUUAUUCC